Numida meleagris (helmeted guineafowl) is the source of this 4650-nucleotide messenger RNA. It is a transcript of the gene MFAP3, whose product is annotated as microfibril associated protein 3. Lineage: Eukaryota; Metazoa; Chordata; Aves; Galliformes; Numididae. The transcript is spliced from 3 exons. The coding region runs from base 325 to 1350 and encodes 341 amino acids. The record is from RefSeq and is a predicted model, not a curated record.
GCCCGUGCCUUAGCUCGGUGUUUCGGCGUAGAGGUGCUGUGAGGAAGGCGGUUUGUGGUGUGACGUCAUGCCCUCCUGACGUCAUGCCUGCGUGGCCUGACUUCACCCAGCCAGCAGCGUGUCUGGCCGUCGUGCUGUUGUCGUUGGAUUUCCAGUUUCCGCUCGCAAUAUUGAUGGUCUUGAAAGCACAUUUGGAUCCAAGACAUUUUCUACCACUGAACAAAUUAAGAACCUCCUCUCUAUCUCAGAUCCAUGCAGACAAUUUAAUAUCUUAUGACCUCGUUUCUCCAAAUUAAAUGAAAAAGCAUUUUUCUCUAGCUUUCCAUGAAGCUCAGCUGUUGCCUGUUAAUUCUGACUGUUAGUGUUGAUCUUUCGAUUGGACUUACCCUGGAAAAUGUAGCUUCUAAUGGGACACUUGCUUUUGAUUCUUUCAAUACAUCACUACAUCCAGUGCCUCAAGCUUCAGCAAGUUCCCCAGCACACCAUGAUAUCAUAGCCAAAGAGGGGACCAGUAUUUUAAUUGAAUGUAAAGUGAACAUCAGCCAAUAUGAAUAUAUUCUUUGGUAUAACUCCAAAGGACACCUGCUUCAACAGAACGAUGAAGGUGGACGGUGGAGGAUUGCUGAUAAUUUCCUUAACAUCACAAAGGUCAACUUUGCUGACCGGGGACGGUACACGUGUGCGGCUGUUAAUCGUAACAACACCUUGUAUUACACCGUCACCCUGAGAGUCACCUUCACCUCGGGAGACAUGAGCAUUUACUACAUGAUUGUGUGCCUCGUUGCCUUUGCUAUCACCCUCAUUUUAAACAUAACUCGUCUGUGCAUGAUGAGCAGUCACCUCCGCAAAACAGAGAAGGCUAUCAAUGAGUUCUUCAGGACGGAAGGGGCUGAGAAGCUUCAGAAGGCUUUUGAGAUAGCCAAGCGUAUCCCCAUCAUUACGUCUGCCAAAACGCUAGAGCUGGCCAAAGUCACUCAGUUUAAGACCAUGGAGUUUGCUCGGUACAUUGAAGAGCUUGCCAGAAGCAUUCCCCUUCCACCACUGAUCCUUAAUUGCAGGGCAUUCAUGGAAGAGAUCUUUGAGGCUGUGCGAGUUGAUGAUCCUGAUGAAGUCGGUGAGGCAGAAAAGCAAACCCAAGCCUGCGGUACCCAAGCUGCGAUAUACCCCAUCAACCCGGAGAUCAAGCGCAGCGAUUCACCGGCCGGGGAUUCUGACGAUGGGUCCGUGAAUGAACAAGGCCAAGAAAUAGCUGUUCAGGUGUCCAUUCACCCGCAGGCAGAAGCGCAGAGCAUUGACAGCGUUUCUCAUGACAGCUGCCAGUUUGCUCCUUCUGAGGAAGGCACCUGCUGAACCCAGCCACAUCUGUGGUGACAGGAGCACGGGUGACUGUGGCAGACGGUGAGAAAGGGAUCUGCAAACAAGCUGCCUCAUCCCACGUGCACAAGAGCUGUUUUUUUUUUCCAAAUUGCAAGGUGCCAGUACUACUACUGAAUCUGUAUUUCCCGUCAGUGUUUCUCUGUUUUAACAGUUUCCAAUCUAAGAGAAGGCUGUUUGAAUUAUUGUUCAGUGGCUUUUCUUUUUGAAGCAAGCUUGUUUUACUUAAAACAUUUACAAAACAGGAAUUCUUUAUGAUCAACACCUUGGUACCCUCUGAUACUUCUGAUCUGUAUUAGAAGUAGCCAAGCUGAGCAGAACAAGUUGCAAUAAGAUCUUUGCCCUUGUGAGCCUGUUCUUCACAAAGUGGAAGCAGAAUUCCUUUAAGUCAGUGUUGUUAUCGUGAUGAAUUGAGUCGUGUGCUCUUUUUGAACUGCCUCGCAGUGCGUGUAGCCCAUCAGAACCACGGUGAGCUUGAACAAAUCUGUUUUGCGUGGUGUGCUUCUAUGUUGCUAUCAAAAUGUACUGUACUUAGAAAAAAAUAAUUGCACCAGGAUCUGCUGCUGAAUUAAACGAAGUGGUGUAGCAGCUUAGAGAACAACCAGGGGAUCUCUGCUUUCCAUGCGUCUGCGGAAAACUCGUGUGUACUCUAGCGUGCGGAAAGCGAAUUGUUACAAACCUUGUCACUUCAGCUUGGUGCUGAUUGCCAACGCGCCUUACCCUGGUUCUGUCUCAGAGCAGAGCAGUGGGCGGUACCACUGGCACUGUCUUUCUUUUGGCUCUGCUGAUUUCACUCGCUAUAGAGAAUCCAAAGUUUCAUGUUGCAUUUGACGUUGUUGUGAGAAAAGAAUGACAGGAAUCGUCUAGUGGCAUAACUUAACUUAAGCAGGAAUUCAUCUACAGGUAAGGUACCUCAGGCAGUUAUUUCUGGACUUUAUAAUAAGAGAGGGGAAAAAAGCAAUGCCACUGACUUUACUGUGGCCAGUGCUUUCAGAAAGCAGUGGGAGAGAGGGCUUAGCAGAGUGGCUGGCUGAGCUGCUUGCCGGCCCUUGUUUGAAGUGGAGCAGUUGGAGGCCGUGCCCUCUCCCAUCUGCUGCAGAGGAAAGGCAGCUGAAUUCUGUACCUACACACAUACGUGCUGCACCAAGGAUCUCCUGCUCAGCUUCCUUCCUCAGCUGUGGGGCUCCGGCCUCGUGGAAGCCACGGGCAGACAAGAAUCAAGGAUGUUCUUUCACACAUUGGUGCUGAUUUUUUUUUUCUCCCUAGCAUUUAUAAGUUGUAUCACUUAAAGAGCAUAAUAUAUCCUAUCGAGAUUUAGUAGAUGUAAGGGUUGUAAAAACUCCACAAAUUAAUUUUUUACAACUACUGGAACCAUUCUGCCGUAUAAUUUAAACAACUUGGCAACGGGAGCACCAUUUAAUUUCCCACAACUCUUUUUUCUUUUCCGUAUUAUUACAAAAAUGUCAGUCGAACAAGUGAUUCUGGAAGGCUGUUCAGGAUUCUUAAGAGGAUUUGACACUACAUUUACAUGAGUAAGCAGACACAGCAGUAAUAACAGGGUGGAGCAUCUGCCGUAGUGCAUCCUCCUAACAAAGGGUCUGAACAAAUUACAUUCAUCACAUCUUAUCAGAUGAUGGGAAAGUGAAGCAUCUAUUACUAUUUUAAAAUACCUCCUGGGGAAAGUUCUGCAGACAGCCACCAGUGAAUGCAGCCUGCUUGGCUUCGGUGUAUGGGGUAAGAGCUGAGUUUUUCAGGAAGAAUGAACACUGCUAGCCUUAGUUGCAGUAGUGCUCUGACCAACUUGGUACCAUUGCCAAGACUGUAGCAAACAUUAUCUGCUUCAGGGGAGGAAAGCCUGCUGUAGACACAAUAGAUACUGCCCUCUGCUGUAGCUUCCUGUUAAUUUCUAUGGUUUGGUGGCACUUUCUGUCCAGGUGAAAAAUUUGUAUCGUUUUGUGUAACCUGUGCUUUUUAAAAAAGUUUUUGGUGAUCUGUGUUAGGAGCCACACUUGUGGAUAAAGGCCUAGUUCCAGAAGCCCUGCCAAGAUGCUGCUGCCUUCACUUCUGCCCUACAGUGAGCUCUGCAGAUUUAUUGCCUGAGCACAGAUCUGGGGGUUUGCAGCAUUUUGGAUGUCCUAUUUGAAAGCUCUUUUAAUCUUUUUUGAGCCACAGGCCCUUGGCAUCGUGCCUGCUCCUGCCAGUUUUUGCAAAACAGCUCUCCUUGCUUCUGUGAAGCUAUUGCAUUACAUGUGGCAGUGGCAUCUUUGAUGUUUCCCCCUUCCUAUACGUGCGAUGUAGAGACGGAACUACAAAAUCAAAGUUCCAUUUAAUUGCUUCCGUGGAAGCAGUUACGCGGUUGUGAUUGACAGAUGUCUCAUCAGGAGCGGCAGCUUGCAGGCAGCAGGGCGAUCCUAGAGGUGCCUCAGAUCCGUGUCAGGAGAGGAGUUUCUAGAUUAACUCAAUCUGUUCUUUGAUUUUUAUGCGUUAUUUACGUAGCUGCGAGUUCUCACUAAGCGCAGUUACGUGGUGUCUCCGUGUGUCCCUGUUCCUGGUGGAGAUGAAAGAUUCUUGCAUAAAGGUCCUCAGAAAUGCAAUUGCCGUGUCAAUUGCUGGGUAGUAAAACCAAGUAUUUUCCUGAAUUAUUACAGUAUUUGGUUUCCCAAAUUAAUUUCAUCCCUGGGAAGGAAGCUGUUUGGCAAGACUUUCAGUGAAUCAGUGGUACUUAUUAAAUGUAGGAUCUGAUCCUACUCCCACUGAAUUCAAUUAUAGCAGAUGAGAAGCCUCAGUGUAUUUUACAAACAAUAUUACAGGUUUUUUGUGCGUCUGAGAGCGAGGAGGGUGGUGGUGUUAUGCAGGAAACGUGAAUUGCAGAGAAUGAAACCUGCCACUGGUUUCCAAACAACUUGUGAACUCUUCUAUUGACUAGCUGUGUGCACGUAGGUUUGUUCGAUGUGACUAACUGAAAAUUAACAUUGAAAGAUUGUAUAAAUGACAGUGUUUCUGACUUUUCUUAGGACAAGGAGAUUCUACAGUGGUUUCCUUGGUUCAAACUGAAUUCUUCGACAAUCUCAAGGCUGUUUUAUCUCUUCUUUAUAACUCCUUUUUAUUUAAAAUAACAUGGAAUCUACUCAUUACCCAAGAGUACCUAAAAAUAACUUUGUAGUGGUUAUUUGUAUUAUAUGGAUUGUAACGUCGCUGUUUAAUGUAACCACAUAGGAUUUCAUACUUUCAUAAAAUGAAAUGGUAGAUUUGCAAAAUAAAUGAAAAACAAAGGCU